UUCUAUGCUUUGUUCCAGUUUCACUGAAAAUAUUCUGUUCGACGCUAAUUACUUCCCAGACAAAUAUUAUAAAAAAUUCCCUCAGUAGCUCAGUCACUAAUGCAGCUUUCCUUUCCUAGAAAAAUUACAUGUCCUUCACAGCUUGGCCUUGCAGUACAACUCCAUUACUUGUAUUCUUCUAAAAAUCUCAUCAAUAUUCUUUAUCAACAUGGAUUUUGUGCUUCAUAUGAUGAAGUGCUAACUGCUAAUGUUUGAAUGAUGUGCAGCAAUUACUACCAACACAGAAUUGAACAUUCAGCCAAAUUCCGUUGUUCAAUACGUGGCUGACAACGCAGAUUAUAACUUGAGAACAAUUGAUGGAAAGGGUACUUUUCACGUUAUGGGAAUAAUUGCAGCCAUAACACCCUCGCCACCGCAAAAACAUUGUUGUGUAGCAAGAAGAAAGGUGACAGACGAGGAAUUGCUCAAUCAUGGCCAAAUAAAAAUCCAUAGCCACGAUAUUAAUCAGAAUAUUUUAUCCAAAAUCACUUAUCAGAAGCUUUUACCGUUAUCAACUAAGGAUGCUACGGCGAAUCUAGAUCUCCCUUGGAUGUCUUCCUGUUUGUUUAGACUACCAAGACCUGGUUGGCAAGGUUAUAUGCAAUCCAUAAUGGAAACAAAAAAACAUCCCGGAAUAUCCGAAGUUGUGUUUCUACCCUUAAUCGAGUUAUCAGCAAGUAGUGAUUCCUGUGUGUUUUCCACUUUAAUUUUUUUAGCUGAGCAAGCUAUCCGUUAUUACAAGACUCCAAUUGUUACAUUCGAUCAACCACUAUAUUGGAAGGCAAUGAUGAUAAUUGCAAAUUCAGAUUACUCAAGUCCUAUUCGGCAGAUUGUAUUGAAACUUGGUGGCUUUCACACACUCAUGAGUUUUAUAGGUUAUAUUGGACAACUCAUGGAAGGACUAGGGCUGCAAGAUUUACUUAAUCUGGUUUACGCUACAAAUACCGUACCACACAUGUUAUCUGGAAUGGCAAUAUCAAGAGCUAUCAGAGGACUAUUUUUAGUGGAAAGUGCUGUAAUGUUCGUAUUGAUCAAUACAGAUAUUCAACAGGAUCACCCUGAACCAACAAUCGUUGAAAACGAAGUAAUAGCAGAUUCAGAAAAGUCAUAUUAGUCUUUAACUUCUAGCGAUCUUGAGGAACUCAAUGUUCUAUUCCAUAGAAUGUUGGACGUGAAUGUUACAAACAACUAUGAGGAAAUAGAUAAAUCAAAAGCUUUCCAAAAAUUCCAGCUACUUGUUGAAACAAAAAUUGCAACAUUUAAAUUAUCAAGAACUGGAGGUGUUUGAAUCCAAUUACUGAACAUGAUUCGAAUACUGAAAACUUUCACCAAAGCGGAAAGGACUGGGAAUUGGGAACAACAUUUACAAACAACGAUGAAAAUGUUUCCGUUCUUUUCUGCUGCUGGACAUAGCAACUAUUUAAAAUCGAAUUAUGUCUACGUUCAAAAUAUGAUGUCCUUGAAAGAUACCAAACCAUUACUAUACCAUGUAUUUCAAAGCGGACAUCACGUAAUACGAAGAUCGGAUCAAUAUUGGGCUGGUCUUUUGUCAGACCUCGUUAUAGAACAAGAUUUAAUGAGUACUAUGAAAUCUUCUGGUAUACUACUACAAUUAACAUUUAAACUUGUUGCAAUUUGUAAUAUUUAACAUUUGAUAGGUGGGAUUACUAGGCGAUAAC
This is a messenger RNA of Daphnia pulex (common water flea), 1718 nucleotides long. RefSeq lists its product as uncharacterized. The coding region runs from base 380 to 1153 and encodes 257 amino acids. The transcript has 4 exons. Lineage: Eukaryota; Metazoa; Arthropoda; Branchiopoda; Diplostraca; Daphniidae. The record is from RefSeq and is a predicted model, not a curated record.